Molecule: messenger RNA, 2220 nt
Organism: Planococcus citri (citrus mealybug)
Lineage: Eukaryota; Metazoa; Arthropoda; Insecta; Hemiptera; Pseudococcidae
Gene: DNApol-alpha73
Product: DNA polymerase alpha subunit B
Exons: 9
Coding region: 709-2118 (469 amino acids)
Biological process (GO): DNA replication; DNA replication initiation
Cellular component (GO): alpha DNA polymerase:primase complex
Molecular function (GO): DNA binding
Source: RefSeq, a predicted model, not a curated record
CAAAUUAAAUUGUAACUGUUUUGUGUCGAAAUUGUUUAUUCGGAAUGUAAUUUAUAAUUCAAGUUAAACGUAUUUUAUUAGAAUAUUAAUGAAAGAAUUAGGUCUAAUGGGUUCCGUUUGUGUAGUUAGUUCGAGUGAUCAAGUUGAAUUCGCGCUAUUUUUUUAAUUCUAGCGGCCAUCUUAUGUUCUUUCAUUUCUUUCGUUGAUUUCUUUGAUCAUUUAGCAAAUCCUUUGUUCAAGGCCAAGACGUCGCGUUGCUAAGAAAAUAAUUCUAUGAGAUGGACGCGGUUCGAACUUGAACAUUUUUUCAAGCUUAAUCCGCUUACCGGUAAUCUUACCGUAAAUUUUAUUAGUAACGGAAAACAGAAACGCGCAUGUGAUGAAUUAUACUUGGAGCAACAGAUUAUGCGGCGCAGUUCACCGAGGUCGAAAUAUCCGCUGUUACAUCAAGCGCGUUCGUGUAUCAAUUAGCCCGAGCCUUCUUGUACGCCGUUGAUUAUAGUUGAUUGUGUUUCUGGUGCGCGUUGUUUGAAUAUGUGACUAGAUCCACACUCAACUAUAACGCCGCGUUUCACUACCUCAGCAACGUGGAGAAGAAAAUUCCUAUUGAAAUGCUAGUAUCAUUUGCAUUUGAUGAGCCAGGGUCUAGUGCUCGUUUUAUGAGUUGUCGUGACUAGAUCCCUACUCGUCUAGAGCAAUUGUAAAGGCAUGAAUGUUAAACUUAAAGAUUCAAGACCAAGUGUUCCUCCUCCAGGUCCCGUUGCGUCGUUUUCGGACGGUAAUCCUACCAAAGAAUAUACAUCUCGAAAGAAUUCCGGUCAUGUUGUUUGUAAUUAUGGAAACCAUGUCGAUACAUUGUCUUGGAGCACUUCGGAAAAGUACGCGCCUGAAGUUGAAUUUAGCGAAGAAUUUAACCCGGUGAAUCCAAAAGUCCGUUACAUGUUUAGUACGAUUCUCGAUAAAAUCCAAACCUAUAAAAAACAAGGAGAUGAUUUGUGUAAAGAUAUCAUCGACAACAACGAUCUGAAACCUCCAAUAGAAACGCAUCAUAUUACAAUGGAAACGGCAACAUUUGCGGGUAGAAUUUUAUGCGACGGUCGUGGUAAGCUUAAUCCGAGUUCUUUAUUGUUGGAAUGUUGCUUAUUCAACAUACGUGAAGAAAAAGUGAAACUAGAAGUAAACGAGGCGCCGGAAUAUAGUUUAUUUCCCGGUCAAGUUAUCGUAGUCGAAGGCAAAAAUCCCGAUGGUAAAAGAAUCAUCGCCGAGAAAAUAUACGCCGAUGCUAAGCCGGAUAUUUAUCCGGAUUUCGAUCCUAGCAAAAAUUUACAAGAAUCUUUACAAGUUGUUAUCGCUUGUGGUCCUUUUAUGCUUGCGAAUGGAUCGUAUCAACCAUUUUUGGACUUGAAAAAAUACGUCGUUAAAAACCUACCUCAUGUAUUGAUUAUAAUUGGACCUCUUGUCGAUGCCCAGAACCCUAAUAUAUUGCAGUUUGGUAAUAAUAUGAAAUUCAUCGAUUGUUUUGAAUCACUCCUUAAAACUUUGAUGGAUGAUCUUGAAGGGACGCAUACCAAAGUAGUGUAUACGAGUAGCUGGAGAGAAAGCAAUUUGCAUAUAGUUUAUCCUACGCCACAUCCGCUUCAUGUAUCGUUCAAAAGUAAGAAUUUGAGUAACUUGAAAUUGGUACCGGACCCGAGUAUUUUAGACAUAUCUGGAUUCACUAUUGGAGUUACAGCGUCUGAUAUUUUACUACAUCUGAGUCCAGAAGAAUUAUGCCACCCAAAUACUCCUCAAAAUGUGCCUCGUUUGUGUCGGAUCGCUUCUCAUUUACUGAAACAAAAGAGCUUCUAUCCAUUGAAACCAUCUCACGAUGAGAUGUCCAUCGAUGCCAGAUUAUCAACCGAACACGCCUAUAUACCGUUGAAACCGCACGUUCUCGUUUUACCAUCAAAUCUUAAAAGUUUUGUCAAUGUGGCAGAUGAUUGUGUGAUAAUCAACCCUGAACGAGUCGCUAAAGGUGAAUAUGGCGGAUCAUUUGCUAGACUUCAAGUCAGAAAAGCUACAGAUGGUGAGAAAUGGUCGCCAGCUACUCAUAUUUCGGCGCAAGUUAUUAAAGUAUAAAUUAUUAUUUUGAAAACGUUCCUAUAUUUCGAUUCGUGUGUAUUAAAAGUGAGUAUGUAUUUAUCGCGUGACGGUUUUAAUUAAAUUAUUUUUUACACAGAA